Messenger RNA from Zonotrichia albicollis (white-throated sparrow), 3680 nucleotides. Lineage: Eukaryota; Metazoa; Chordata; Aves; Passeriformes; Passerellidae. The record is from RefSeq and is a predicted model, not a curated record.
AUGAUUGAGAACGCGGUCCAGCCCUGCUCUGCUGCCGGACAUGCUUUUGUCCUCCUGCCCCGCUUCCCCCCUGCUGCAGUGAUACAGAUGGAUCGUGGCAGAGAGGCAGAAAUGGAGUUACGGAGAUCCUCCAGCCCUGGCAAGCUAAGCAAGAACGACGUGGAUGCUGACAAGACCAUGUGCCACAGCUGCUGCAUCUGCGGUAAAAGUUUCCCUUUUCAGAGCUCCCUGUCGCAGCACAUGAGGAAGCACACAGGUGAGAAGCCCUACAAAUGCCCUUACUGUGAUCACAGAGCUUCCCAAAAGGGCAAUCUGAAGAUUCACAUCCGCAGUCACAGGACAGGCACUUUAAGUCAGGGGCACGAGGCAGAGAUGGGAGAGGCACAGCUGGGGGAGAUGGGUGUUUCUGAGGGCCUUGGCGGGUGCACCAGCCCCACUAAAAGUACAUCUGCCUGCAACAAGAUCUUGAACGGUACCGCUCAGGUCGAUAGCAGCAAGAUCUUGUUGAGAAGCAGCAAGAAGGAGGUCACAGAGAUGGCACCAGCUGAGGAUGAUGACAAGCUGACCUCUUACCAGUGCACCUUCUGCAAAAACAAAUUCGAAAGGAAGAAGGACCUGGAGCAGCACCUGCACCAGGUCCAUAAACCGUUCAAGUGCAGGUUGUGCAGCUACAUGACCCUGAGGGAGGAGACGCUGUUAAACCACAUAGAAAAGGACCAUAUUACAGCUCAGGUCCCCAAUGGGGAGACCUACACCGAGAACUGCAAGAGCGAGCUGAAUGUGGGCGAGUUCCCGUGCGAAGUCUGUGGUCAGACCUUUAGUCAAACCUGGUUCCUGAAAGCUCACAUGAAAAAGCAUAGGGGGUCAUUUGAUCAUGGGUGCCAUAUUUGUGGCAGGAGAUUCAAGGAGCCCUGGUUUCUCAAAAACCACAUGAAGUCGCAUGGUCCCAGGUCUGGGAGCAAAAACAAACCAAAAAAUGAUUUGGAGCUGAUUGCCACUAUCAAUGAUGUGGUACAAGAGGAGACAAUUGUGACCGGCCUGUCUCUGUAUGAAGUUUGCACCAAGUGUGGAAAUCUGUUUACAAAUAUGGAAAGCCUGAAAGUGCAUAAUGCUGUUCACUACCGUGUGCAGCCGGGCAGCACCGGGGAAAAAGCCAAGGGCUUGACUGAUGGGAGCCUGAGCUCCUCAGUAACCAAGCAGUUUUUCUUGCAGUGUCUCAACCUACGGCCAUCUGUAGGGCUGGAUAGAGUUACGAGAGGACAGCCUGGGAAAAGAGUAGCUGAGCUGGAUCCGGUCAGUAGCUACCAAGCUUGGCAGCUGGCCACCAAAGGAAAAGUAGUAGAGCCCUCAGAGUAUGUGAAGUAUGUGGGAUGGGAUGAGGCCCUGGCAGAUGCAGACGUGACUUAUGACAAGGAUAAGAGGGAGUAUAUCCUUGUCAACCAGGAGAAGCGCAAGCGAGACCAGGACUCGCCCAGCAACCCCAAGAAGAAGAGCUGCACCGGUGGGCGCCUGGAGAAAGCCGGCAGUGUCCCAGUGGGGGAGAGCUGCCCGCCUGCCCCCGGGGAUCUGGACUAUCGCCCUGCCUCGCGGCAGAGCCGCCGGGGCGCCCAGAACAAGUCCACGGAGUGCUUCGAGUGCGGGAAGAUCUUCCGCACCUACCACCAAAUGGUGCUGCACUCGCGGGUGCACCGCAAGGAGCGCAGGAGCUGCAGCGAGGGCGGGACGGCCGCCCAGCCCGACCGCUACGGCUCCAGCAGCGAGGAAGGGGACUCGGGCUCCGUCAGCGGGCCCAGCACCCCCGGCUCUGCAUCCGCCCCAGAGGACUCGGCCACCUCUGGCUUGGGAGAGGAGGGCGCUGAGGAGAGCUCGGAGGAGGGAGCAGCCAAUCCCUUGCUAGAUGGAAAGCCAUACCACUGCAACUUCCCCGAAGAGGAAACCCCAAUGAUAACAUCUCAGUUGGAUGAACUCCCAAAGCUGGGAGGCCACAACACCAGAGAGAAUGAAGCCAGGGAAUCUAAACCAGAGAUUCCUGCUGUGGUCUCAGCACUGGAGAGUGUCAUCAAGGAACCCUUUUCAAAAUACCAUGGUUCUACAGACAUAAAGAUGCCAGUAUUUCAUCACAGCCAAGGGCUUCCUUGCUCCAGUCACAUUGCUGGCUUUGCUUCUGGCAUGGGCCAGACAUCUUUAGACAUGGUCAUGGACUUGAAAACGUCACUUGAAGUGCAGGCUAGUCGUGCUAGAGAAAAUUUGCUAGACUUGCACAGGGAGCAUCCUCUGAUAGAAAAAGGUGCUGAAGCUCUAGAGGUAGCUCCACUUGAUUUGAGUGAAAAAUCAACAAGGGAUAGUUCAUGCAAUAAAUAUCUGAAUACAUCCUUGCAGGCUGCUUUAAUUGUCUACCCGUGUCCUUUCUGCAGUCACAAGACCUACUACCCUGAAGUCCUGUGGAUGCACAAAAGAAUUUUGCACAAAAUCAGCUGUAACUCGAUGGUACCCCCGUGGGUUCAACAAAAUGGAUUCAAGAGUAUUAAAACCAACCUGGUCUUUCUGGCGAGGAGUGGGCGCACUGGCCCCCCUCCUGUUCUCGGUGGGAAGGAAUGCCAGCCUUUGCCCAUUGCCAGAUUUACACGUACUCAAGUGCCAAGUGCGUUGCCAGGUUCCAAAGCCAGCUCCCUUUCUGUCGGGAUGGCUGCAAAGUCUGGGAGUAUGCAUCCAUCAAAGGACAGUCACGCGCUCGGCCACUGCGGUUCACGUGUCUCAGGCCUGGAUGGGUACAGACAGCCCAAGUUAAACCAUUCCCAGGAGCAGUACAGCAUAGCAGCACAACAAAAAAGCAAAUACGAAGCAAAUUCCAAACUCCCACAAAUGGGAAGCUACGGCAGAAGCAUAACACCUACUCAAACAGUCAUAUCCAGGCCUGGAACGCAGCCCACCAACAGUAAGCAGGUGGAGAAGUAUGUGGUUCCCCAAGGAAGUACUGGUUUUGCCUCUCCAGGUAAGCACUGUGCAUCCGACUCCAUGAAGGCCAAAUACACCCCCCCGCUGCAGUACCACGCCCUGUGUAAGAGUGAGCAGUACCCUAAACACGAAGAGCCGUCCGUGCCUCAGAGGGAGCCUCACGUCAAGGCUGGGAAUGAGAUGAGGACAUUGGCAAACUGCACAGCAGUUGCACGAGCCAGUCCAGUGCUGCAGCCUCAGCCUGGUGCCGUGGGAGUUCCUCCAGCUUUACACUCCAGCAAACAGGAUAUGGGAUCAGAUGGGCAUGAGAAACAUUUGGACAUUUUAAAUAUCUUUAAAACAUACAUUCCAAAGGACCUUGCUUCACUGUACCAAACCUGUGGUGCCAACAGCCCUGUCCUAGAUCACACAGGGAUGCUCAGGACACAAACACGCCAAGGAGACUGUGUCUGCAGAGAAUGUGGAAAAUGCUUUACCCAGCCCAGCCACCUCAGGACUCAUCAGAGGUCCCACACAGUGGUGUUUGAGUCUAAUGGACUCCGAGGUACUGAAGUUCACACCACCUCUGCAGAUGCCCCAAAACAAGGCAGAGACCACGGCAGCGCGGAGCUCAGCCACAUGCUGCAUCUCCGGAAGGGAACCUAGAUCCCGGGCGGAGGAGCCCCGGCAGCCGCCGAACUCCAGAGCAUCCCCUGCCAGCCAGGGCCGCACCCGGAGCGGCUGCG